AUGGCGACGGUGGCUCAAACUUCGUCCCAGACUCCUCAGCCGCUGGUCACAGUACAGCUUACGCCCAUCGAGAACACCUUAAAAGAACUCCUCCUCGAUGUCGCCAAAUACACACGAGAACGAGCAAUCGCUGCCGGCGCGAGCGAGGCGGAUACCCCCCACAUGGUGCUUCGAUUCACAGGAGGAUGGGUGAGGGACAAGCUGCUUGGAGUCGACAGUCAUGAUAUCGAUGUAGGAAUUAGCUCCAUGACUGGUUAUCAAUUUGGCAUGGCUCUCAAAGAUUAUCUGGACAUUCCUGAAAAUUUGGAAAAGUACAAGCGCAACCACCCUAAUGGAGAGCUGAACGAGGCUAUCGUCAGUCUGCACAAAAUUGAAGCAAAUCCAGAAAAGUCCAAACAUCUGGAAACUGUAACAACUAAGAUCUUUGGCUUGGAUAUUGAUCUGGUCAAUCUUCGAAAGGAGACAUAUACGGAUGAUACCCGGAACCCGCAGAUGGAGUUCGGCACCGCCGAAGAAGAUGCCUUACGUCGUGAUGCAACAAUCAAUGCUCUUUUCUACAAUUUGAAUGAGUCCAAAGUGGAAGACUUGACUGGACGAGGGUUUUCAGACAUGAGGAACAAGAUUAUCCGAACUCCAUUAGAGCCAUACCAGACCUUCAAAGACGAUCCUUUACGUGUGCUACGGUUGAUCCGAUUCGCCAGCCGCCUGGGCUAUCAAAUCGAUUCAAAUACAGAAAGGGCGAUGCAGAACAGUGAUAUUAGUGCGACACUAAAAGUGAAGAUCAGUAGGGAACGCGUGGGGACAGAGUUGGAGAAGAUGCUCAAAGGACCCGAUCCUCGAAACGCGCUGCAAUUCAUUGAUCGACUUGGACUCUACCAUACUAUCUUCGCCAAUCACCAAGACGAUGUCAGCGCUGAUACAUCCUCUUGGUCGCUCGCCUACAACGCUCUGGAAUCCCUUUCGCAUCCUGUUGGGGCAUCGAAGGCCACGCUCGAGAAAGUGCGCGACUUCCUCAUGCGUAAUCCACUCGAGUCAUAUUAUGCAUGGAUGAUUGCUGCAUUAGCGCCCUGGUCUAGCGUGCCAACACGCAUAGCAAAAGGACCGAAAGCCAAAGCCUUUCCCCCUCGAGCGGCAGAGGUGGCAAGAGACAGCCUCCGCUCUGACAAUAAGAUGGUCAGCGUUCUCGGUGAUGCGGCUGCCAGUUGGAGGUCCAUUAUUGAUGUCAAGUCUUCGCUCCUGGAGGGCCGCAUGAAAGGAACAUCUCCCGAAGUACGGCAACAAAUCGGCUUGUACAUCAAGAGCUGGAAGAAGGACUGGAGACUCUGCAUACUCUUGGCUAUUCUGCAGGAGAUCAUGAGAGGAAGAGAGUUCCUACCUGUGAUCCAAGAAUAUGACAGAUUUAUAUCGUACAUUAUUCAGAACGACCUGCAAGGCGUGUGUGAAAUGAAGCCUAUUGUGAAUGGAGGGGAAAUCAUGAAGGCUCUAGAGGCAAAGAAUGGGCCUUGGUUGAGCAAAGCAUUGGAUAUGGUGUUUAAGUGGCAGCUUCUACACCCUGAAAUUACGGAGAAGGAAAAGGCACUGGAAUAUUUGUUAGAUAGAGAAGAUGAGUUAGAGCUCCGCGCAGCGGCACGUGAGACCCUCCAGCGACGAGACUCUAGUAUAAUUCCAGAGGCACGUUUAGACAGCAUAAACAUCCCUGGAGACCUAGAUCUGUUAUGGCACAAUGUAUCAUCUUAUCAAGCCCAGAAUACAGCAAACACAUGCGAGAAUCUUCUUGUCGCCCAAGCAUUUUUGACAAGCCAAAGCUCGAAGAGCUUAUCUGAAACUGAGGAAAAUGCUGUCAAUAAUCUUUAUGCGUGGGCCAGUGAGCUCGCACUUCCGUCUGCAGUCUUCGCGACGACAGAGGUAGGAUCCUCUGACGUGGAGAAGACUGAAACGAUCCGCGAGAAUAAGCUUCAGCUGGAACUUGCUGUCUCUGUCCUUGUUGCGCUGAAUUCUCUGCUGCGGAUUCAAAAAUCAGCGCACGCGACAGAUGUGAUCACUGCGCUGGCGAGUUUCACAUCUGAGCAAGACUCUUGGACGACACGGGACACUUAUAUGAAGUCGAAGAAAACCCUAGAGAGAUUAAGUACGAACGUUCGUGGCGAAGCAGAUAGCUCCUUCUGGUCUCUCGUUGAAAGGAUUCUCAAAGAGAGAAUCAAGCCGUUAUUCGCGAAGACAAAAAAUCCCGCAAUCACUGCCGAGGGCAGAAAGAACUUUCAUCCUGUCCCCCUCCCGCGAUUUGAUGCCAGCAUCAUCGAUCCGGCGACGAAGCCGUGGAAGAUCAGUGAUGUCUACGCUACUACAGUGCUAGCCUGGGUGAUCGCGCAGUACCAGGCAAAAGAUAGACCCUAUCUAGAAGCACACGUUCCACUACUCGUCCCACCAAUUCUCGCCCUAAUAGACGACGACAGCGUUGCCUACAAGACACGCGGCUGCAUUCUCUUGAACCAACUCCUCAACCCAAUCCGGGAAAGCAGAUCUGACAUCCUCCAGAGGACAAACCUGGCGUCUGUCUUCGAGGACGCCGUCAGACCAUGUCUCCUCUCUUUACCGUCGAUUACACCCGAAGACGACGCCAUCAAGUUGCUCGGGGUAGCCUACCCAGCUCUGCUCUCCCUCCUACAAACAAACUACCACGCCACCACCCCAAGGUCAGCCGCAAACUCAAGCAGAGACAAUUAUAUCUCCAGCGUGACAAGAACUCUCCGCGAGAAUCUCAUCUCCUCAUUCCACCACAUCAGUUCAACAAACAGGAGCUCAACCUCCUCGUUCGCAACGUUCCCAUAUCCGCGUCUCUCGACACUGCUCGUCGACCAGAUGUACCCUCUACUCCUGGAGCUUGGCAUCCACACGACAAAGUACCUUCAAGAGAUUGUCCCUCUGCUGUACAGUACGUUGUCAAACCCUUUCGGAACAGCAUACCCGCCUCUUCUCCUUUCCGCGAUCGCCGUAACACGUGCUGUGGUUCUGAACGCGCAUCCACGACUGUGGCGAUGGCGCGGUGAGAUCCUCGGCGCGCUGUGCUCGUGUUGGCUGCGCGUAGUUGAGGAAGAAGGCGAGAUCGCCGAGCGGGCUUUCAAGGGGCGGAGUGCGGGCGAGGACCAGGAGACUGGCGCCGCGCUGACCAAGCUCAAGAAGGAGCUGAGGGGGGCGGUGUACCUGUUGAGGUUUGCGCUGGAGAAUCCAGCGCAGGCGGACGGAGAUGUUGGCCAGUUGGAAGCGAAGGCUGCUAUUCGAAAGGAAUUGCAGGAACUAGUUGACGCGGAUGAGUCUCUUGCGGACUUACUUCUUGUGGAUAUUGAUCCUAAUGAUGCGGACUUUUUCGGGAUAGAUCCGUGA
Messenger RNA from Aspergillus thermomutatus, 3381 nucleotides. RefSeq lists its product as uncharacterized. Gene Ontology annotation, biological process: tRNA 3'-terminal CCA addition. The transcript has 7 exons. The coding region runs from base 1 to 3381 and encodes 1126 amino acids. The record is from RefSeq and is a predicted model, not a curated record. Gene Ontology annotation, molecular function: RNA binding; ATP:3'-cytidine-cytidine-tRNA adenylyltransferase activity. NCBI's taxonomy places the organism in Eukaryota, Fungi, Ascomycota, Eurotiomycetes, Eurotiales, Aspergillaceae.